AUGUCGGCCAACGACUUCUACGUGCGGUACUAUACCGGCCAUCAGGGACAACAUGGUCAUGAAUUCUUCGAAUGGGAGCUAAGCAGGGGGAGACUGCGCUAUGCCAACAACUCCAACUAUCGCCGGGACUCGCUCAUCCGCAAAGAGAUGUGGGUCUCCCAAGCCAUGAUCAACGAGUUCCGACGUAUCAUUGAGGAGAGCGAAAUUAUGCGCGAGGACGAUAGCAAGUGGCCCAAGAAGAACGUCGUCGGCCGUCAAGAGCUUGAAGUCCGACUAGGCAAUGACCACAUCUCUUUUGAGACGGCAAAGAUUGGGUCCCUCGUUGAGGUGCAGGAUAGCGAGGAUCCAGAGGGGUUGAGGGUCAUGUAUUACUUGGUGCAGGACCUCAAGUGUCUCGUUCAAUCUCUUCUCAGCCUCAAUUUCCGCCUCAAGCCAAUUGGUUGA
This is a messenger RNA of Jaminaea rosea, 444 nucleotides long. RefSeq names its product putative mago nashi protein. The coding region runs from base 1 to 444 and encodes 147 amino acids. Gene Ontology annotation, biological process: RNA splicing. Lineage: Eukaryota; Fungi; Basidiomycota; Exobasidiomycetes; Microstromatales. The transcript is spliced from 6 exons. The record is from RefSeq and is a predicted model, not a curated record. Gene Ontology annotation, cellular component: nucleus; exon-exon junction complex.